Platichthys flesus (European flounder) is the source of this 4719-nucleotide messenger RNA. RefSeq names its product leucine-rich repeats and calponin homology (CH) domain containing 3 (gene lrch3). Lineage: Eukaryota; Metazoa; Chordata; Actinopteri; Pleuronectiformes; Pleuronectidae. The transcript is spliced from 19 exons. The record is from RefSeq and is a predicted model, not a curated record. Bases 61 to 2133 code for a protein of 690 amino acids. Gene Ontology annotation, molecular function: protein binding.
GUGUUUAGGGUGUGAGGAGAGUUAGCCGCUAGCACGGAAAGCUAACAGCCGGAGUGUGUAAUGGCGGCCUCGGUGUUGUUGGGGUCUACGGACCACACCGGACUCAGCUUCACGGUGGGAGGCGGCGCCAGGAAUGUUUUAGCUGGGAAUAAUAACGGCCUGGGGCCGGUGGGGCCGGCGCCCUGGAACCGAUCUCUAGACCGGGCACUGGACGAAGCCUCAGCCACCGGGUGUCUGAACCUCAGCGGCAGGAAGCUGAAGGAGUUCCCCCGGAGCGCCGCUAACCACGACCUGACGGACACCACCAGGGCCGAUCUGUCUCGUAACCGUCUGUCGGAGCUUCCUCUGGACGUUUGUCUCUUUGUGUCUCUGGAGAGUUUGAACCUUUAUCAGAACUGUCUGAGGUCUCUGCCCGACAGUCUGCUCAACCUGCAGGCCCUGACCUUCCUGAACCUCAGUCGGAACCAGCUGUCUGUCCUCCCUGUGGUCAUCUGCAGUCUUCCUCUGAAGGUUUUGAUCGCCUGCAACAACAAACUGGUUUCUCUGCCAGAAGAAGUUGGACAACUGAGACAUCUCACUGAACUGGAUGUGAGCUGUAAUGAGAUCCAGACGUUACCAUCUCAGGUGGGUCAGCUGGAGGCGCUACGAGACCUGAACAUCAGGAGGAACCACCUGGUCAGACUGCCGCCAGAGUUGGCGGAGCUCCCUCUGGUGCGUUUGGAUUUCUCUUGUAACAAAGUGACGUCUAUCCCCGUCUGCUACCGACGCCUCACACAGCUGCAGACCAUCGUGCUGGACAACAACCCCCUGCAGACGCCUCCUGCUCAGAUCUGUAUUAAAGGGAAGGUGCACAUAUUUAAGUACCUGAACCUGGAGGCCAGUAAGACGACCCCUGACCUCCCAGACUACGACAGACGACCUCUGACAUUCAGCUCCUGCGUGGAUGAGCUGUACCCGGGACGUCCAUACGGAGCGCUCGACUCAGGAUUCAACAGCGUCGACAGUGGAGACAAACGGUGGUCAGGGAACGAGCCCACAGAGGAACUGUCAGAGUUUCCACAGAGAGUGGCCGAGAUCAGCAGAGACCCGCGAGCGAGAGGAGGAGCACUGCUGCCGAACGGAACAUAUGCGGAGCUGGAGCAGAUCGACUUCAUCGACAGCUGUGUGGGGGAGGAGGAGGAGGAGGACGGGCGGAGUCCAGGUGGCGGGGACACCUCCAGUCUGAGCUCUCAAUUCAUGGCGUACAUCGAGAGACGCAUCACCAGAGAGGGUUCUCCAGUCAAAACCAACACGUCCAGGACGGAGGAAACAAGAAGACACAACAGGAGUGUGGUCGAUGGUGUCACAGCGCCCUCUACCUCUCAGACUCAGAGAGGAGGGAUGGAGCGGACACGAAGGGAAGCUCAGCUCGCCGCUCUGAGGUACGACGAGGAGAGACAGAAGACCCGUUCUGUCCCAAGUCACACCAAGACCGUCUACCCCUCCAGACGCUGCACCCACACAGAUGACUCCGCCCUCUUCAUGGGUGAAGACAGAGCAGCUCUUUCUUCUAAAGCCAAUCAAUCACCUUCUUACCCCAGCUCAGGGGGCGGGACUUCCUGUCGGACAGCCAGUCUGAGGCCAGAGAGCUUCCUGUUUCGCCUCGGUCAGAAAGAAGAGAGGAGGAAAGGGGAUGCUGCGUCUGCUGCUGAUGCUGCUCCUCACAACCAGGAGGAGGCUCCUGCUGCUCCUGCUGCUCCUCCUCUAGUUGGAGAAGAAGCUGAGCUGGUGGAUCAGCUCAGAAAGAACAUCGAGGCUCGUCUCAAAGUGUCGUUGCCAAGCGACCUGGGUGCAGCUCUGACUGAUGGCGUGGUGCUGUGUCACCUGGCCAAUCAUGUGAGGCCACGGUCUGUCCCCAGCAUCCACGUCCCCUCCCCCGCUGUGCCUAAACUCACCAUGGCCAAAUGUCGACGGAACGUAGAAAACUUCCUGGAGGCGUGUCGCAGGAUCGGAGUCCCACAGAGUCAGUUAUGUCUUCCUCUUCACAUUCUGGAAGAUCAAGGGCUCCCCCAAGUGGCCGGGACGGUCGGUGCCCUCCUCGACCUGGCCCCUCCCCGACACCCCGUCACCAUGACACCCACCACACCAUCAUGAGCCGCAGCAGGACCAUGUGACCCCACAUCAACGCUAACACCACCCUCCUCCUCCUCCUCCUCAUUAUCAUUAGCACCGUCCGCCUCAGGAGAACGUGAACAUGAGUUUUAGAUGGAAGCAGUUGAUCUGAUGGAGACGUGAGACGAGCUGAACGAUCAGACGUCUCCGAUCACGGGACAGGGGGACGGAAGUCUUCGUCCCCACAGAGAACAAAUUACCAAGAAAAGUGAGAACUUUAAUGACAUGGCAGCUGCUCGCCACGGGAACACGUUUCAAACAUGUGACGUUCCAUGAGCAGCAGAAAUCCUGUUUAUUAAACAUUCUCACUUUUCUGCAUCUUUCUUUUUUUGACAAAAACAUUUAAACUUUAAAGAAAAUUAUUUUAUUUUUCUUCAGAGAAGAGUGAAAUGAUUUGUUCAAGCUAACUGAUGAAUUAAUUUUUUCAUACCUUUUCUUGAAGUUAUGAUUGUCUGAGCUGUCGGUCACUUUAAACACUGUUACACACCUUAGUUGAGGUGGACAUCCUUUUAUAAUUGUCUCUGAAAUUAUUGACCAUUUAAUCUUAUUUAACUUAUAUAUUUAUGGUUAACGUGUAAAAGUGAGAAAUCAUGUUUAUACAAAACAAAUCAAUGUUAAAACCUAAAGUUAAAUGGAAAACACAACUACACUAACUGUAAGUGACUUUGCACAUUAAGCUAAUGUGGCUAAUUGCUAACGAUAGCUCACCUUGAUGCACAGUUUGAGGAACUGAAGCUAACGCAGCCAGAUAACAUUUUAACUUUGACUUAGUUUUAGCUGACAAGCAUCAGCAUUCACUAAAGCUCAUUGCUCACAUCAGCUAUCAACGAUAAAGAUAGUUUAGCAACUAACAUUGCUAACUAACAAUAGUCAACAUAAAAUAGUAGUCAUGUCAAAAACGCUAACCUUAGCUAUCCUUGUCCAGUUGGUUCAGAGGCUGAGGGAAACAUUUAGCUUUAGCCAUAGCUAACAGUACUUGGUUUAAAGUUGAAGAUAAUGCACUAAAUGGCUGAUAAUGUUUUAUUUUGAAAAAGCCGCUAUCAGAUAUCUAGCAAAUACAUAGAUUGAUGGUAAUGUUAGUUCCUAGUGAUAAAGUUGGUUAAGAGAUGUUAGCAUAAUUUCUCAAAUAUAAAUUUAGUGAACAGAAGUUGUUUGAAAACGCUACUUAUACGAAACGUCAAAGAUGGCUCUAGAGUUAGCCAUUAGCUAAACUUGAUCACCUCCUCAGUGGUAGGAGACUAAAGUAGCUCAGGAAUCGUUCAGCUCUGUCUUCUGUCUCCAUCGGAUCCAGAACUUGAUCUGGUUCUGGAUCUCCUUCUGCCCUCAGCUCUGACUCACAGGCUCAUUUUUAUUUCACUGUUUAUGUUUGACUCGUCUCGGCUGUGACGGAUGUUUUCAGGUUGAACAGAUGUUGGAGACGCUGUCACUUCCGGUUCCGCUCGGCCACGUGAACAGGAACAAGAGAACAUUGACUGGAUUAGUUUUCAUUAAAUUCAAACUUAAAUGUAAAUAUAUUAGAUCAAUUUUAAGUUUAAAUGUCGAUACUGAUGUAUAUGGACAAAAAUCUGUAGACGGCCCCGUCCAUCACACAUUUAAAUCAUUCUUACUUUCCAAACAUGUUCAUGAAUAAAAACUACUUUUAUAAAUAAUAGUCCAAACUGCAGCACAACAAAUGAACAUGUGUAUAAAUACAUGCACUUGUUUCUUUGUACACUUUGCAUAUUAACAAUAUUCUAGACCAACACAAGCAGAUCUGAUGCUGUGGAGAGAAUGACUUCGAGAAUCGUUCUCAAAUUUAACCCUAACCCUAAGAAUUGUAAAAACUUUUGUAAAGCAAUUUUCAAAAACUUGAAUUCCAAACUUCCCUGAACUGUUUAUCAGGGGCCAGAUGUGAUUGGACAAGGUCAGUCAGGUGGUUAUGGCGUCUCCUCAUCUUGUUAGUGUUGCAUGCUGGGACAUUUUUCAUGGUGAACAGGUGAAGGACACUCAAACUGAGUCACAAUUGAACUAUCAAAUGUAUGUGUUCAGAUAUAUUCUUUAAAUAUAGAUAUCUAGAUAUAUCUAGAUGUAUAUAUUCUCACACACACACACCAUAUCCCAGAGUGCACCUGUAUGUCAUAGAAGCCAGGUGAGAUGUUAAAGAACUAAAAGCAUCAGCUGAUCACGUGUUCCUUGUUCUGACACCAAUAUGUGCUCGUCCAACACUGUGACCUCAGAGGGCGGAGCUUCAGGGAGUCUGACGUCAGGUGUUGUGACUGCCGGGAGUGCUGUCCAAUCCCGUGUCUCCGUGGUGGGCCCACAGGUGGGCUCGUGUUUGUACAGUUUCAGGUUUUUUCCUUCUGGUGUUUCUCCUGCGGCGGAGCGAGUCACGUGACGGCAGUAACUGGACACGUGAUGGUGGCGGCACGUGGUGGGCUCGGACGCUUUUAAAGGACAUUCCACCGUUUUUCAGAGGACGACAAAGACACUUUGAUUUUCACAGGUUUUAUUUUGGUUUGAGUUUUCUCACUUUGUAUAAAGAUUUAAACUGGAUUGACUUCAAUUCAUGAAAUAAAUAUUUUAAUUUGA